Messenger RNA from Paramecium primaurelia, 346 nucleotides. Lineage: Eukaryota; Ciliophora; Oligohymenophorea; Peniculida; Parameciidae. The record is from the annotation of a GenBank genome assembly.
UUAUGAUCAUGUCAACAGUUUGUGUUCUAUGUAGAGGAAUAAUAUCCUUAUUAAUAGUGUUAAAUUAUACUACAAUAAAAGAUACUUGUAAUUUAAUAUUUGGUGGUGGAACUGAUGAUAUAGGAUAAUUAAUGGCUAUGUAAUUUUUAGUAGUAUUGAUACUUUUUGUAAUAGCAGAAAUAUUGCUUGCUUUGAUUUCAUUAAUAUAAUGUUCAAAAACUAAAGAGGAAUAUAGAAGUAUAUAAUAUAUAUGAUUAUAAUUUUAGUUUGGAUUAAACAUAAAGAGAAAAUGAUGAAGAAUUAUGAAUUGUGUUAUGAAGUUGCAAUAUGUUAAUUAGAUGAAUGA